Hirundo rustica (Barn swallow) is the source of this 3488-nucleotide messenger RNA. RefSeq names its product T-lymphocyte activation antigen CD80-like. Gene Ontology annotation, cellular component: external side of plasma membrane. Gene Ontology annotation, biological process: T cell costimulation; cellular response to lipopolysaccharide; cell surface receptor signaling pathway. The transcript has 6 exons. Bases 37 to 963 code for a protein of 308 amino acids. Lineage: Eukaryota; Metazoa; Chordata; Aves; Passeriformes; Hirundinidae. The record is from RefSeq and is a predicted model, not a curated record.
AUUCCCCUCUCCUCCCAGCCCAGGAGCUACAGGAAGAUGAUGUGCCUGCCCGCUUCCCCACCGGCCCUGGCGUUGAGGACGUGGCUGGGGCUCGGGCUCUUCGUGCUGCUCUGCCUCGGCACAGGCCAAGCGCUGGAGAAGAAAGUAGUCAAAAGCAAAGUGGGGGAAAAGGUCAGGCUGCCUUGUUGUCAUGAAAUCCCCAGAUCCGAAGGCCUACGCGAGUACCGUGUCUACUGGCAGAAGAACAUUACGGACGUGGUGCUGGCCUACUCAGAGGGCGAAAUGAUCCGCAGGCACGAGCGCUACCGGAACCGGACGGAGAUGGACCCCUGGAACCUCACCCUGUGGAUCUCCCCCGUGGAAAUCCUGGACAACGGCUCUUACCAGUGCGUGGUUCAGCGCAACUCCGUUGUUGUGUGUGGCGAGUCUGUCAUCCUCUUUGUGACAGCUGACUUCAGCAAGCCCAAUGUAACGGCAGAAGUGUCCGCUGAGUCUUGCGAGUUGACUGAGAUGGUGAUAACGUGUUCUUCUCACGGAGGUUUCCCCAGGCCCAGAAUCUCUGGAGCCCUCAACAACGUGUCCGUGGAGUGGAAUGCCAGCUGGGUGUCCAAGUCCCGCUUCAGCCCUUACAAUGUCACUGGAAAACUGGUGCUCAACGUGACCAAAGAUGUCAACAUCACUUGCUCCGUUGAAUACAGUGGCUUUGCCAAGUCCACCAGUUUGCUUCUGAAAAAAACAAACGACUGCGUUGUUCCUCCUGUGCCUCCACCUUAUAAUGUCAUUACUGCCUCAAUUAUCAUCGUUAUCACCUUCAUUCUGGCUCUCACCCUGGCAGUGAGAUACCUCCCAAGGCAUGUUUGUUCUCACUGUUGUAAGCACCAGGAUUCGGUGGAAGAGGAUGUGAAAGAAUAUACAAAGGCACCUAUGAGCUCUAAAGGGACCGGUGAAACAGCAUCUGUAUGACCAGAUCGCAUUUGCAGGUUCUUCACGCUGUGCAUGCCGCACUGCAGACUCCGCUGUUCGCUGUACAGCUGCACGGACCCUUUGGCUCUCUGCAAGGAGGAGCAGCAGGACAAGACUCUGCUCACCAGGGCUGACAACACAACCUCCCGUGAGGGAAUGCGCCCCCCGCCCACGCCACAGAAGCUCGCCGUGUGUGCGGCGGCCUCCCUACAACCGGGUCGCCGUGAUUCCAGCUGAGAGGGCGCUCCGUGUUCCUGCAGCGGGGCACAAGGAUGUCAUCAGCGGCACUCCAGCUCCUGACUUCAGGGGCCUCUGGCUCGCUGCUGCCUCUGUGAGGUUCAGGGGCCUGCAGAGCCCUGGCAGGGAGCCCAUGCCCACCCACCCCUUCAGUAACACGGAGCUGCCCUUUGGGACACCCCGAAACGCGACUGCCAUCUCGUCAGUUUGUGCCUCCAUGCUGCGAGUGGGAGCAGCUAAAACUUCUCUUAUAUUCAGCCUCACACAAGUAUCUGCUCUUCCUGCUGGAGGACUUCGGGUUUGGAUUUGACCAUUACAGACACACGUCCCUUCUCCCCUAAAGAGGCAAUAGGGGACACAUCAUUUUUCAUGAAAAAAAGACACCUUGGAAGCGAGUCUAUGUGCCUCAUGCUUAUUUGCAGCGCUACGAGACUUUUUAGGAAACGAUACACACUGACAGCACUCCUAAGAGCUAAUUAAUAUUGCUUAUCUACUGCAGUGGCACAAGUUCUCACAACCUUUCUCUCCUGAGAGGACAGCUUUGCCAACCCAAGCGCUGAGGGAGGCGCAGCUCCUCCACUCAGACGCUGUGUGAGGGCACACAGCCUGUGCACACACACACGGCCGAGCUUUCACGUGCGUUCCUUCCCACCCACACCUGCAGAGCCUCACUGGAACUUGUGUGACAGCCAGCGGUGAUCUUGUGUGAACCUACUGUGAUCAAAUCUAACCGGGGUCCUCGCUUCAUAAACAUGGGUCUGCUUCUGCGUGUACAUCUGCCAUGGGAUACGUGUUAGGGAAAGCUCUGCAGAUUUUUGGGAGUUUCUCACAGCGACACGAGGAUAUUCACUUUCUACAGCACGUUGCUUCUUUCUGCCAGUGUUCUCUCUACCCAGCCAGGACUAGCAGGAAUUUCCCUACAGGAUGCUAACGUUGGACAGGACUCAUCUGAUCUGGGUGACAUUCUUGCCUACUGUGUAGGAAAAAAAUGGUUUCUCAUUUUGAGGGGAAAGGAGGAAAAUGCCCAACCCCCAAUAAUCUUCCUAAGCAAUUCUGCCUACAAACCUAACUCAACCCUGCCCUGAGUUUGACUGGAAUGUUUUUUCCCUCUUGCUCUGCAAGCUGUACCCAUUCCCUCAUUGUUCUAUCCCCAUUAUCAGGGUGCACAAAGGUCUGAAAGCACAAUGCCAUCCUCUUUGUGGGAUGUGUUGUCACUUGAGCUGCUUAUCUUCCUAGGACACAGCAAAGACAUAGUCCAUCCAUUUCACUUUUUUUUCUAGUUGGUAUAUACUGAGAAACUGCUGGAGAAAAUAGGGGGAUUAAAUGUGGUUUAUAGGAUACUGAGCUCUGAGAUUAAGUAAGGAAUAAGACAAUGCUCCCUUUCUACUCCAGCAGAGUCACGCUGUGCCAUCACCUUUUUACUGCUUUCUCACUGCACCAAGUGUAAUGGGAACUUCAGAACAUUCUUACAGAGGGAGAUUUUGACAGAGAAAAGGAGGUAAGCUGGGGGAUAAGGAAGCAAUUGCACUUGUGUGUUCUGGUUGCAAACAGAACACAAGUGACAGAAAUCAGGCUGUUUCCAAAAGGCAGCCUGACCCUAUUGCAGGACUUGGCACAUGAGUGAAGUCUCUCAAGCUUUUCAGGUUUCCUGUUCUUCCAGCCUAUGCUUGUUCCAGCACAAACCACCAGCUUCUUGCAGGCUGACCAUCCUCUCUUGGUAUUCACUUCCAACUUGGCUGAUUUCCAGCACUAUAACCACACGGCAAUUGGACCUUGCCAGCCACACCACAGCUCUGCCAGUUGUACCAGCGUGUUUUCACUCUCACUAUCCCUCGUUCUCUCUGCUUCUGCUCCUGACCAGUGAUUGCACAGCCUCCCAGAAAAGGGUUUGCCUUUUGCACUGUGCCAAACCCUUCCACAUCACCAGACUCCCGUAACACUUCCGGUAACUCCUAAAGAAAACCAAAAAAUUUCACUGACAAAUAUGUCUGGCAUCUGGUUAUUUUUGUAUGCUUGAUGGGCAGGUUAUUUGGUUCAUUUUUUGUUAAGCACUAAUACUCAGGAUCAGGUUUUCUAUUGCCUUAUGCUGUAUUCAGUGAAUUGCAUACAAAUGGUUUCUGUGAGACCUUCUCAGCUUCAUAUCUGUGUCAUUGUAGCAAGUGAGCUGCUCUGUUUACCAUGCGUGUUUUGUAUAUAAUGUUGUUUCCUGGGGUUCCUCCUUUAAUUGUAUUAAAAAAUAAAUGGUAUUUAGUUUCCUUUCCUUAGUAAUAAAAGAUGUCUGUCUGUGC